UAUAAGAAAGCGGAAUAUGUACGUGAUUAUUUUCUCUUUUCGUUGGAUCAAUGAUAAUAUUUUCUGUAUAAUUACUAUGCGACUUACAAUUGAUAUAUAAUGACAUUAUUUUCUAAAUAAUUGCAUAAUUUGUUGAAAAUAUUAAGAUGAAAAAAAGAUUAAAAAAUCACUUUUCAACAAUUAAUGCUUUUAUAUCAAUAUAUGCCAAAUUAUAUGAACUAUUUAAUUGUUAUUAGAAAAUAACCUAUUAUGAAGUUAUUAUAGUUUUACGUAUUUGUAUCAGAAAAAUCAGUUUAUUUUUUCGAAAGAAUCUGCGUAAGAUAUGUUCAGACAUGUAUCGCUGCAAGAUUAUAUUGUACACUGUAAUCAUUUCAGGCAUGUUUAGUUAAGAAUUAGUUAAGUUAAUUUAGUUAAUUUAUUGUAAACAUUGUCGAAUCUUUAUAAGAUGUAAGUUUCAGCGGGCAUCGCGCCCGAAGAAAAGAAGAGGUUACGAGCCAAGGAGGCCCGGCAAAUUGUCAUAGAAGAGGGCAACUACUAUAAUGGCUUUCCAUCUUCUGGAUCAUCCAGAGAAUAGAAAGUCAUUCUCGUUACUACUUUGUUACUGUGCUCGCCUAUAGUAUUUGUAGUAGUAUUAGUUGUGAUUUGUUUGUUAGCCAACGUACAUGUUGGCCCAUCGUCAUGUUGGGCUAAUCGCGGUCUUUGAAAUUAGCGUUGCGAGUCUAAAUUUCGUGUUAUCAAUUAGAGUUGCGAAAAAGUACCGAUUUCGGUUUGGAUUAGCGUUACGAUGGAAAGAUGAUCACGUUUGCUUUAGCGUUGCGAAUUAUAAGAUGUCGCGAUUGUUCUUAGUAUUUUCUAUCGUGAAUUAUUAGAAUUUGUCGAAAAGUAAAAUUUGAAUUUGUCGCGUUUUCUUUUAUUUAAAGACGAAUUAAGAUGACACGUUAGUUUUGAAUUAAUUUCGCAGCGUUGCGAUUUGUUACUAUCGCGUAUAGUUGAAUUAUAUUUUUUUUUCAUCUAUAGGUAGUAACUUUAUAUUAAAACCAUUUUAAGAUGUAGCGUUGCGUUGAUUAAUUGUGGCGUUCUUAUACGUAGUGUUGCGUUAAUUAAUUAUCGCGUUUUUAUACGUAGUGUUGCGUCUAUGAAAUGCCCAAAUUUCUUCCACUGGGAUUGAGACAUAUAAUUACUAAUUGUAUCAUAUAAUAUCAUAUAAUUAUGAAUUAUAUAGCAAAUAAUAUGAGUUAAUUGGCUGCUAUUUCGAUCAUAUUGUUUGUUCUAUUUCUAACUCCGCUUUGUGUCAUCGUACAAAAUUAUAGUAAACAAUUAAUUUCUCUUUCUUAGGCAACUUACAAUUAGUUUCAUUAUUGUGCCAUUUUGUCAUUCUUAUACUUGUCUAUCUCGAAUAGAAAAAUAGAUAUGAAGUUCUCCGUAGAACCGUACGAUUAGAUAGGUUCUUGUAGCAUGGAACUUGAUAGAUUCUUGUCCAUGCUAGUGUGCAACCAAACAGGAUAGAUCCCCAAUUUUAUGGGUUCUUGUAUAUGCUAACAUCAAUUAAAUUCAACACUUGGUUGCAUGGUGCAGCACUAGUCCGGGAGCAAGCAGCUCUAUAAGCGUGAGCAUUCUUAUUUCCUCUGGUGAUGUGAACAGGUGUGUGCGGUUUAUCGUGGCGUAGUUCAACAGUUUAACUCCGUUUUCGUUUCAACAAAGACUUUUAAUGCCUUAAGGAAAAGUGUUCUAUACAAUCGAAACAAAAAAUGACAUAUAUUUAUAUAUAUAUAUAUAUUUUUUUGUUUAAACUUCGGUUUAAUGAAUAUAAACGCAAGGAUAUAUACACAUAACUUUUGAAUUGUUGUGAAUCUUAAGUUAAGAAUUGCAUUUUUUGAAUUUUACGCAUUAAAAGUUAUUACAGUAAUUUUAUGUCCAUUAGAAUGUAUUCUUCAAACUUAACAAACCCUUUAACCACGCAAGAAACUAUAAUUGGACUUAGUACGGUUAACUUUCGAUAGAUGCUUAUAAAAGGAAUGAUAAAGAAAUUUCUUGAAUAUACGUAUAUGUACUAUAAUAAUAAUUGAAAAUGGAUACUUCAUGGAAGAACACUCGUGACGCUUUAAAAGACUUUGCAAAUGUGUUGAAGUGUAACAAAUGUGGAAAUGAGCCAAUAAAUGCAACAAGAUACACCAAUUGUGGUCAUUUCUUUUGUAAACAGUGUGUUGGGAAUGAUUCACUAUGUAUAAUAUGUAAGACACCUGUACAACCCAUUGAAACAUGUAGCGAUCAUCUAAUUGAGAGUCUUGUAUCUCAUUGCAAUAAUAUCGCAGAAAUAAUACAGGAAAGAGAUUUAUGGAAUAUAGCCACAACUUCAAAUUCGAUACAGUCACCUAACAGAACCAAUUCUACAUUAUGUAAUUUAAAAUAUCGCAUACCAAAAAAAAAUAUCAAUAAACAGAACAGUAAAGGAGAAACACAAUUACAUACUGCGUGUUUGAAGGGGAAGAUACAAGAAGAUCACAUAAAAGUUCUAUUAGCUGCUGGUGCAAAUCCAAAUACAAAGGAUUAUAAUGGUUGGACUCCUUUGCAAGAAGUUGUAAGUUAUGGUCAUACCAAUAUAUGUCAGUUACUAUUAGAAUGUGGUGCAUUACCAAAUACACCUGGUGAAGGAAACAGAACAGCGUUACACGAAGCUGCUAAAGCAAAUAGAUUGUUGGAAGCAAAAAUGCUAUUAAAAUAUUCAGCUAACAAAAAUGUGUAUGAUGAUUAUGGAAGAAAACCUAUAGAUUAUUGUCAGCCAUACAGUGAGAUGUGGAAUAUUUUGAAAGAUGGAAAUGAAUUGGAUAAUGUACUUGAAACCACCAUAGAUCUUAGUCAUACUUUAAAUAAAUCACUUUCCAUGACAUUCGAUAUGGUUGUUAUAUAUGUAUCAGAUUUACAAGAAGAGAAUAAAAGACAUUUGAAUGAAAUAGCGUCAAAGAAUAAAAUUAAAAUUGUAUCUAGAUUUCAAUCAUCUGUGACUCAUGUCAUAGUAGAAGCUAAUAGUGAAAAUGUCGUACAACUGUCAUACGACGUAAUGAUAGCACUUUUACAUGGAGCUUGGUUACUUAAUACCGAGUGGAUUCAAUUAGGAAUGGAUAUAAGCGAAAUACUAAAAGGAGAUUUAGAAAUAUUCGAAGUUAGUGGUACACCGAUUAAAGGUAUCCCAAAGAAAGCUAGAGAAAAUGCACAAAAACAGAAUCCCGGUCUCUUCAAUCGAUGUUAUUUUUAUUUUGCGUGGCAGUCAAAAAACAUUUAUGCAAAUGGUAUGCAAUUAACAAAAGAGGCAUUAAUAGCACUAGUACAAGAGGGUGGUGGAACAGUUUUGAAAAGAGAACCAAAUCCAGAAAAUAUAAAGGACCAGGGAUUAUUUAUUCCUUUUCACGUUGCGAAUGAACCUACUCAUUCUUUAUAUAAAUGUACACAUUAUAUCAUAUAUGUACCAGAAAGAGAUGAACCACGUAUAAAAUAUAAUAUGCCUCAUAUAAAAACACUUCCGCUUAUAUGGCUAAUUGAAUGUAUAGAAAAAUUUACAUUAAUUGAUCCAUCGCAAUUAGGUCUACUUAAACUUUAAUUAUUAACAUGUUUUGUAGCUAUAAUUGCUGUACUAGAACUAAUGAAGAAGUGCUAUUAACUAGUAAAGUGUAAUUUUUAUAUUGAAUAGAAUAUCGUAUAUUUUGAUAUAAUUAAAUAUGUUAGAGAAUUUGAAAAAUGUGACGAAUUAUUUAAAUAUACUAAAAAAAAUUUGUUUUUACAAUUAAUAGUCAUGUAGAAUAUUGAAACAAAUAAUAGGAUUUCAAGUUAUUUUCUUGUUUGAACUUUUUAAAGAGACGUAUGUUAAUGUACUACUAUGAUUACGAAGGAUUGACCGUUGCGCAAAGAACGAUAAAUUCCAAAGGGAAAUAUCGUACGGUAUCCCGUACAUUUACGGGUAAAGUACCGCUAGUCGUGCACAUAUACUUACAUAUACAUGCGGUGAGAAAGAGAGAACGGAAGAAAAAAGUUAUAGGGGAAUGAGAGAGAGGCAAAGAGGAAGAACAGUGCGAACAUGAAAGAUAGGGAAAAGAGAGAUUCUAAUAUAGUUAAGAUCAGAUAAUAAGGAAAAUCGAAUAUAAGUAAAAAUUAAUAAAUUAGAGCAUACAUAAAGCUAUAAAUAACAUAAGACAGUAAUUAAAUUUAAUGAAAGAAAACCGAGUAUAACGAUAAUCAUCGGGAUGGUUUACGCCUAUUUGUGUUAUAUGUUAAUGCUAUUACACUAAUUUUAUUAAUAAUAUAUGCUAGCAAAUAGCUCAUUCUUCAUGGUUUGUAAAUAUACUUUGAUUCAAAGCUGUUUGUUAAUGUAUUGUCAAAGAAGCGAGUAAGGUAAACAGGAAAGAAACAUGUACAUAUUACGGAUUACUAAUAAAUUGUAAUAGCAGAAUUGUUCAUAUUUAAAA
Bombus terrestris (buff-tailed bumblebee) is the source of this 4457-nucleotide messenger RNA. Its product is annotated as BRCA1-associated RING domain protein 1. Gene Ontology annotation, molecular function: protein binding; metal ion binding. The coding region runs from base 2069 to 3595 and encodes 508 amino acids. The transcript is spliced from 9 exons. The record is from RefSeq and is a predicted model, not a curated record. NCBI's taxonomy places the organism in Eukaryota, Metazoa, Arthropoda, Insecta, Hymenoptera, Apidae.